AUGGUUUUUAAAAACGUGGUAAAGGUUGGCAAUACGUUAUGGAACCACAAGAAAAAAAGCGCGGCUGGCGCUGUUGCUCUACAGGGUGACGUGAGGGCCUUUUAUGCGCGACAGGCAGUAAAAUAUGGACGAGAAUCAUUGUCGUCAGAAGAGAGGCCUCGGCGUGUUACUGUACUGGCCAAUAUAUAUGCAAAUAAUGGCCGAGUGUUUGAAAAAUUUGCAACCAAUGCUUUACCACUGUUGCAUCUUGGGGGCCUUGAAGUGACUGUAAUUGAGGUACAGUUGGAAAACCUUGCUGCAGAAAUUGACAAGACUGAGGCAGAUGCCCUCUAUAUUGUUGGUGGAGACGGGACGCUAUCUUGUGCUUUAUCUGGCAUUUUUAAAAAAUAUGAUAUUGCACCGUUGCCUAUUGGUGUAUUUCCUGGUGGUGAUAACAACAGAUCUCUUUUGUCCUUGGUCCCAGAAGUUUUUUCGUUGGGUGAGAAGGAUGUUCGAAAGUUUUGUGAAAGCGCUAUGGCAUUAAUAGAGGAAAAGAAGCGUACAGUUUCUGAAGGUUCUAAUGAGGGCCAGCAAUUUUCAAGACCGAUAUAUGGGUUAUCAGACUUUCAUACUGGUUGGUUUUUAUACAUAGAACUUAGAAAGAAGAAGAUGUGGUACUGGGGAAGAAUAAAAAGACGUUUCGCUUAUUUUUGGGAGAUGUUGAAGCAUUCUCCUGUACCAAUCCACAUUUCUGCUUCUUAUGAAGAAUUUUGUCCUGGUUGUAACUCAUGUAGACCUCCCGUAGUAUCUUCAGAAAAACCUCAGUGGAAAUGGUGGUACUUUAUCUUUGGGUCCCCUGUUCAUAAGACACCACCACAGGAUUUUUCUGAGAUUUCAAAUGAGAAUUGUCAUAAAUUGCACACGGUGGACCUAGUUGGUACAGAUACGAUUGCAGAAACAGAUACGAGUAAAAUAGUAGUUAGGACCGGAGGUUCUAAAAUGAAUCGUUUUGAUGUUAUGCGAGAAGGUUGGAAGCGUUGUAAGAUGGGAAAAGCUGUGACUUCAGCAGAUCCAAUGAAAUUUUAUGAGCACGUUUUGGAAGCGAAUGCCGUUACUUUUGCAUUAGAUAAACUGCCCGAACUGGUUCGGAAAUUUUCCGUAUUUGGUGAAGUAUACGAGGUAACCGAUGAUUUACUGAAUAAACGAGUACGAUUUGAGGUUACAAAUAAAAAGCUAGACAUUUAUUUGCCGACCUGUGUCCGUGUUGAAAUUAGUGAGGUAUAG
Molecule: messenger RNA, 1263 nt
Organism: Enterobius vermicularis (human pinworm)
Lineage: Eukaryota; Metazoa; Nematoda; Chromadorea; Rhabditida; Oxyuridae
Source: the annotation of a GenBank genome assembly